AAAAAUGUUUGAAACAUAAUUUUCACUUGAUCAACAAGAACUGGAAACACAAUAAUCAUUGCCUAUCCUCGAAUCCUUUCCAUCUUCUCCUAUUAUCUAAUUAAGAAUUGAUACUUUAGAAAGUAUUUUACGAUUCAACAUUUAAGAAGAGGAAUCUUCAAUGAAUGAAUUAGGCUCUUAAUAUGUUAUUCAUUUAGAUAUCAAUGACUCCAUCGAGUAGAAAUAAUGCCUCAAAGAUAUUGUUAAUACCACCUAUCAUCCAUCCAGAUUAUUUGGAAAAAAACAUUAUUAAGCCUAUUAAAGAUUAUGUUGGAAUGAAUUAAUGGGAAUUAACAAUAUUGAAGAACUUUCGGAGGAAUCAUUUGAAGAAGGCUAGGGUAUACGAAAUAAUAUACUUUCAACCUUAGCUCAAAUAUAAUCUACAUUAAUAUAUUAGGAUUAGGAGGAAAGAAAUCCAGCAGGGCAUAAUAUUAAGUCAAAUUAGUAGAUUUAAUCUGAGGGGUGUAAUUUAAAUAACAUUUCUUUGGCAUCUGAAUCUAUUUCUGAUACAGAAUUAGAUAAUGAAUACAAGAAUGAUGUAGAACAAAAGAUACAAAAUUAUAAUUCAAAUUGUAAUAUUUUGGAAAAAUUCACAGCUUAAUAUAAAUCAUAAAGCCAAAUUGAUAAUUUCUGAUACUAAUAAGAUUGAAUAUGAACAUUUAUAU
This is a messenger RNA of Paramecium octaurelia, 704 nucleotides long. NCBI's taxonomy places the organism in Eukaryota, Ciliophora, Oligohymenophorea, Peniculida, Parameciidae. The record is from the annotation of a GenBank genome assembly.